AUGACUGAGAGGCCGUUCAAUAAUAACUUCGACCAGAACAGUGGGCACCGUUACCAGCAGCUGCCUUACCAGUGGGCACCGUUACCAGCAGCUGCCUUCCCAGUGGGCACCGUUACCAGCAGCUGCCUUCCCAGUGGGCACCGUUACCAGCAGCUGCCUUACCAGUGGGCACCGUUACCAGCAGCUGCCUUCCCAGUGGGCACCGUUACCAGCAGCUGCCUUACCAGUGGACACCGUUACCAGCAGCUGCCUUACCAGUGGGCACCGUUACCAGCAGCUGCCUUCCCAGUGGGCACCGUUACCAGCAGCUGCCUUACCAGUGGACACCGUUACCAGCAGCUGCCUUACAGUGGGCACCGUUACCAGCAGCUGCCUUACCAGUGGGCACCGUUACCAGCAGCUGCCUUCCCAGUGGGCACCGUUACCAGCAGCUGCCUUACCAGUGGACACCGUUACCAGCAGCUGCCUUCCCAGUGGGCACCGUUACCAGCAGCUGCCUUACCAGUGGACACCGUUACAAGCAGCUGCCUUCCCAGUGGGCACCGUUACCAGCAGCUGCCUUACCAGUGGGCACCGUUACCAGCAGCUGCCUUCCCAGUGGGCACCGUUACCAGCAGCUGCCUUCCCAGUGGGCACCGUUACCAGCAGCUGCCUUACCAGUGGACACCGUUACCAGCAGCUGCCUUCCCAGUGGGCACCGUUACCAGCAGCUGCCUUCCCAGUGGGCACCGUGACCAGCAGCUGCCUUACCAGUGGACACCGUUACCAGCAGCUGCCUUCCCAGUGGGCACCGUUACCAGCAGCUGCCUUCCCAGUGGGCACCGUGACCAGCAGCUGCCUUACCAGUGGACACCGUUACCAGCAGCUGCCUUCCCAGUGGGCACCGUUACCAGCAGCUGCCUUACCAGUGGACACCGUUACCAGCAGCUGCCUUCCCAGUGGGCACCGUUACCAGCAGCUGCCUUCCCAGUGGGCACCAUUACCAGCAGCUGCCUUACCAGUGGGCACCGUUACCAGCAGCUGCCUUCCCAGUGGGCACCGUUACCAGCAGCUGCCUUCCCAGUGGGCACCGUUACCAGCAGCUGCCUUACCAGUGGACACCGUUACCAGCAGCUGCCUUCCCAGUGGGCACCGUUACCAGCAGCUGCCUUACCAGUGGGCACCGUUACCAGCAGCUGCCUUACCAGUGGACACCGUUACCAGCAGCUGCCUUACCAGUGGACACCGUUACCAGCAGCUGCCUUCCCAGUGGACACCGUUACCAGCAGCUGCCUUACCAGUGGGCACCGUUACCAGCAGCUGCCUUCCCAGUGGGCACCGUUACCAGCAGCUGCCUUCCCAGUGGGCACCAUUACCAGCAGCUGCCUUACCAGUGGGCACCGUUACCAGCAGCUGCCUUCCCAGUGGGCACCGUUACCAGCAGCUGCCUUACCAGUGGGCACCGUUACCAGCAGCUGCCUUACCAGUGGACACCGUUACCAGCAGCUGCCUUACCAGUGGGCACCGUUACCAGCAGCUGCCUUACCAGUGGACACCGUUACCAGCAGCUGCCUUACCAGUGGGCACCGUUACCAGCAAUUGCCUUACCAGUGGGCACCGUUACCAGCAGCUGCCUUACCAGUGGACACCGUUACCAGCAGCUGCCUUCCUAGUGGACACCGUUACCAGCAGCUGCCUUCCCAGUGGGCACCGUUACCAGCAGCUGCCUUCCCAGUGGGCACCGUUACCAGCAGCUGCCUUACCAGUGGACACCGUUACCAGCAGCUGCCUUCCCAGUGGGCACCGUUACCAGCAGCUGCCUUACCAGUGGGCACCGUUACCAGCAGCUGCCUUACCAGUGGACACCGUUACCAGCAGCUGCCUUACCAGUGGGCACCGUGA
Messenger RNA from Procambarus clarkii (red swamp crayfish), 1881 nucleotides. NCBI's taxonomy places the organism in Eukaryota, Metazoa, Arthropoda, Malacostraca, Decapoda, Cambaridae. The record is from RefSeq and is a predicted model, not a curated record.